Messenger RNA from Spirometra erinaceieuropaei, 4747 nucleotides. The record is from the annotation of a GenBank genome assembly. Lineage: Eukaryota; Metazoa; Platyhelminthes; Cestoda; Diphyllobothriidea; Diphyllobothriidae.
AUGUCCAGUACUACCCUCGCUUUAUCGCCCUGCGCGCCCACCACCACCACCACCAUCACCACCACCACCACCACCACCACCACCAUCACCACCACCACCACCACCACCACCUCUGUGGCUGACACCGACACCGCCGACUUUUCAUGCCCACACUGUCCACGCACAUUCACCUCACGCAUCGGCCUGAUCGGUCACUUGCGUAUCCAUCGCACUGAGACUGGCGAACCAGUGCCUGGAGCACCAACCUAUACUCACCAAGCCCGUCUCAACUGCCCACACUGCCCUCGCACUUUCAGGCACUGCAUGGGCCUAUUCGGCCACAUGCGCAUCCACGGCGACCUGCGGUAGACUACCGCCGGUUACACCAUACCACAACACCCGCCCUGCAUCCACCACCCCAUCGCACACCAAAACUCACCCACCGCAAGCACCCAACUGCCACCUCCCACGCAAGUGGUAAAUGUGCACCUCGACUCGGUUCCGAGUCUAUCCCGACACGUUAAGCGUUGUGGAUAGGAAGGUUGCUGAUUUACGUCCCACUCUGUCCACGCAGUUUGUCGUGCUGUGUGUGUGUUGUGUAGAGUGGCGGACUGGUGGGCCGGGGACGGCCUGAAGCAGCACCUUCCACGGCCCUCUCACGUAAGUGAGAGACACGCCGUUCAACCCACGUUGUGUGAAAUCCUGGUGUUUGUGUUGGGGGGCCAGGUCAAGCUCGUGGCGCGCGCAGUCAUGGUCAGUCGACCGUGCCAGCCACCGCCCCCAUUUCCCACUUCAGUCUGCUGACCGGCUCGGCUGGGCGGUCGUGCCAGCCUCCAAUCUCUGUUGUUUUAGUCAAAAUCCUGGUCCUUUGUGUGUGGACCAGGGGCUGUGGUAGAACGCCAAGGUUAGGAUCCGUCCGAGACAUCCACCUGCUGCUUCCCUCGUCUCCGGUCUUCUUGACGCUGUCUUAACAUCGGGCUCAGGUGGGGGAGGAGGAGAGUGUGUAGGUAGACGCAGCGAAAGUCUACUGGCACUAUAAACCCCUGCGCAAGUCACCGUCCCUGCUUCCACCGCUGCCGCAGCUGUGGGGCACAUGGUGGACAUCGUCGAAAUGUCGUCGAACUGUCGUCGUGUGUGUGUGUGUGUGUGUGUGUGUGUGUGGCGCAAUCUGACGGGCUAUUCUUAGACUCGUUAGCAUGCCUUCCUGAUCUCGGCAUUCUUUGGCUGACCGGUUAGGACGGUGGGUUUGUGCAUGCGAAAGUAAAGAUAAAGUAUGUUCGACUCUCAGUGGAUGCUCCUCACUAUAAACAAUAUGACGCGCCUGAGAGCGUUACGUGUCCUAAAUGCCCGUGCUUGGAAGGCUGCCGAGUGAAACGACAACUAGUUCCUCCUCCGAGGACUGAGAUUCAGUCUGCAACGGUUUCUCUUUAAUGCGGCAUAUAUGACCGUUUCGCACAUGUCAGAUUCCAGUUGCUCACUCAAUUUGUGUGAAUACACAGUGUUAUUUGCGAGAGACAGGUCGUGUGUGGUGCAUGGGGACGGCUAUUUAGGUUUGUUAACCACUUGCGCCACAUCCCUGCAUCAGAAGGCUGAUCGGUUUGGAAGGAAGAUUAGUGCAUGGGAGAGGGAAGAGCGAAUUAAGUCGUCAAGGGGAACUUUGUCCCUACUACUAUUGGGCUCAUUUCUUCACUAUAAAUAUUCAAACGAACGUUUAAACUAUAACGAUGCGCCAGAAGUGGUUGCCUAAAAGAUCACCAACUGGCGGGGUUUGACUCAGUUCUGUUCUCAAGACGGAAAAAUGAUGCUGGAAUGUUUCCACAUGCAUGUGGCCUAUACAGCUUCUCAAAUCAGAUGGCAUCCCAGGUGUUCCAGAUCCAAGCGGACCGGGCGUGUGUGGUACGCAUAAAUCGGCUCUUUAGCCUGGCCAACUGCCGCGUAUGAUCGCGCCUCCGUCAUCCUGACUCCCCUUUGCAACCAGGUCCAAGUGGGUAAGGAAGGAGAUAGUGCGGUAAACGCUGCAUACGCCCACUACCAUCAUGACCAAUAUCACGCGCAACUUAUCGUCCCUGUGACCACCAUGAUGCAGCAAAUCUGCCAAAGCCGUUGAAGGUAGAGUACGUUUGGUUACAUGCAGUCCUGGUGACAACUCUAGGCUUAGAACGAGCUGAAAAGGUUAGUAGAUAUGUCAUCAGUCUUGUCCAAUCGACAUGGUGGAACAAAACUCGCAUUGGCAUAAAAUAUGUAGUAGGAACGAAGGGCUAAUAAUAUCGGAGAACAACAAAUGAUACAACUAUGGCAAGCCUCCUGAAAAACACGAAGGAACUGUGCGACCACCCCUUUACAGCUGACCAGAUAGACUGACAACCAGCAACCAGAAAACGCCCAAAUUUGCCAACUCGAAAAUAAUUUCAAGGUCAGGCCGAUAUCAAAGUUCUUCAAUUUCCACGAAGGACACAUUAUUCAUGCUCACAAAAACAACCAAACUGAACACUUAAAUUUUAUAUUGUACAUAUCGUUCUUUCUUAAUACUUUUGCGAUUAUUUUGCCCUGGAAGCCAGGUUUAUUUUAACUGAAAACAAACUCUCAGUUCGCGCUCUAUUGACUAAACAGACAUCCAAAACAAAUGAAGUCAAAGUGCUUUCAAAAUAUAUGAGUUUGUUUUGGGUUAUUUCCUAAGUUCAAAGAGGACUGACAGUGCCAAGGGGCGCAAUAAUAAACAUAUUCAUAUUCAUACAAGGAAGGGCUAGGAUUACACGAGGGGAUAGUCCGUCCGGAUGGGGAGAUGACGCCGACAUAUCAACUAAACAACCGAUGGGGACGCAGCGCUGUGGACAUGUGCGGGAGAGAGCCGUGAAGGGUGCCGACGUUGAGAAUGAGCGAGACGAACGUUGAGGAAAGGGAGUCGUCGAUUGUGUCGGGAAGGGCACCGGCCGUUUUCAUCGUCACGCCGUCACAUCAUUUCAACCAUGGACCCGCGCUAAAAGUAUUCACACCACUUAGAUUACCAGUCCAACUCGUGGAACAGUACAACAAGAUACAUGGUGAGAACUGCUGCUCGCGAUUACCGAACUGACGCCGCUUCAUUCAAUGUAGCUCGCCGCCCACUACCUGCGGAACCGUGUGAUUGUAAGGUUUAAGAGCGUUGUCUUCUGAGGCAGUCAGAUGCAUAGUAAUAGAGUACAGACACUAUCUCUCAUUUGUUAGGAAGCAGGGGUAAUCGUGAAGAAAGUAAACGUACUACGAGGGGGACAGCGGUUGACUCGCACACCUGGUAUGGCGUAGUAUGUCCACCCUACUGGCAAUUAGGUCUGAAGGUUACAUGCGAGAAAGGAAAUAAUCAGACUAGUUAAAAAACUCCGAAUAUACUAUCUGGUCGCUCCUCGCGCUUCAGCAGGAAAGUUUUACGGAUAUAUUACUUUUUUCCAGGUCUGAUUAACCUAUUUGCUGUGGCUUCUUCAACGCGGAAUCGUUGCCUAGUUACACAUGCUUUUCAUCGUGUUGCAUAGUGCCCCAUGAGAAGUAGGGCCCUGUGCUAUUUAUUCGAAAGCCUGAAUUUGCAGCCAUUGUGUGAAUUAUCGGGUUGUAGUUUUAUUUUACUCCUUUGUCUAAAAAUCUGCCGCAAAUAUGUGGAUAUAACACGCAAUAGGUACUUCAACGAACCGAGGAAAAUUUGGAGGGGAAGCCGAGAGAAUAAGCCUGAGGUCUCAUAAUGUUCGACGUCAUUUAUAGUAGGUGUUUACUUCAGAAGAUUUGACGACUGCCUCACUCAUUCGCACACCGAAACUGACCAAGGAUGUGACAUACGUUGAUGAUUAAUAAAGACUCGUCUCAUAUGAGAGUCCGGCAUUUUUAGCUAGUUAGGUGGGUUGCUCGGGCAACUAAUGUGUUGAAUGCCUUUACAAGAUGCUCGAGCCGUUCAGUACUCCCGCAAUUUAUCCACCGGCUGCAGCGUACAGUGAUGUUCCUCCACAAUGCAACCCUCAGAUAUAUGAAAAUGAGACAAGCACAGGGUGCUUAUAUCCUUCCAACAGUGUACGUACCGGAGCUCAAAAUAGAAAAGGCGAGUGUGUUUAUCAAGCUUUCAAGUACUCCGAAGGAAAGUUCGAAGAACCGUGCACAGGUAGGAGCCAUCACGAACACAAGGGGGAUGUCAACAACAAUCAACGAAGGGGACUGCAAUGAAAAAUGAAUACGCAGUACAGUCAGAACCGAUCUGACUUUUGUCACGUUCAGACCAUUCUGCUGGAGUUCCUUUAAAAUGUUAAAUGAAACGUCCAAGGGUUACUGGUUUUUUCAUCUGCAAAUCCCAGUCUGCUAUUACUGCGCAUUCACUGAUUAUUUGAAUGCUUAAUGUUGAUCCUACGAACUUUAAAAUCACACGAUAAUCCUUUAGGGUUCUUGUGCGCGUGUGCCCAGUCGCAUUGAGUCACAGCAGAAAUUUGUAGAUUCACUUGUCAUGUUCUCGCGUUUUAUUAACAUUCUCAAAACACACCCGAAAAAAUCUAUACUGCUAGUGUCAGUGUCUGCAGGUUGCGCAAACUAUGUUAGCAAGAAAUACAGGUUAAUUGUUUUUACAUGAGGACAUUUAUAAUAUUAGUGAAGAACUCUUAAGACGCUCGCGGUGCUCCAGUUUAUCGGUUCGUGGUGUCAUACUUACUCAUGUAGCUACCAGGACUUAGGUCGUGAAAGACUUCCGAAGAGUAAUUCCCUUUACAGAGUAACAGUCUUUCUGAAUCCUUUCGCCUACCAGAGGCAAGUUAAUCGUUAA